This is a messenger RNA of Wallemia mellicola CBS 633.66, 2105 nucleotides long. RefSeq lists its product as hypothetical. Bases 594 to 2003 code for a protein of 469 amino acids. The transcript is spliced from 6 exons. The record is from RefSeq and is a predicted model, not a curated record. Gene Ontology annotation, molecular function: zinc ion binding; DNA binding. Gene Ontology annotation, biological process: DNA-templated transcription. NCBI's taxonomy places the organism in Eukaryota, Fungi, Basidiomycota, Wallemiomycetes, Wallemiales, Wallemiaceae.
AGAGAACGAAGCUAACAACAGCAUGUGACAACUGUAGAAAAAGAAAAAUCAAAUGUGAUGGAGCUAAUCCUAACCGUUGUAAUAACUGUAAGAAUAGAAAAGGGGCUGUAUGCACUUACAAUGGUACACAACCCACCAGAACGUACAAAGUGAGCUACGUUGAAGAUAUCGAGGAAGAGCUAGCCCGUUGUCAGGCAUUGUUAGGCCAAGGUAUUUCAACAUCAGUGGACAGCUUGAAAAAGAAGAACCAUAGUGACAUAAUACCUUCAAGCGACUACGCAGAUCUUUCUGAUGAGUAUUUGACCGAUAAUAUAGAUGGUCUUUAUAUACCUGCAGACGCAGAAAGUGAUAAUAUUAAAUUCUUCGGAAAGUCUUCGUUGAGAGGCUUGUUUGGUAGAAUUGAAGCUCAUACAGGAUUGAAUACUCUAGAUUUUAUCAAAGGAAAGCGUCCGCAAUAUUGGCUUGACGAUUGGUCCAAAGAAAUUUCUCCGCAUUCGUAUUUUACCAACUUACCUUACAAAAAGGAAGACUUCGGCGAUGAAACACUUUUAGACCAACUGGUAACUUUAUAUUUUGAGAAGGUUAAUAUCAGUAUGCCUUUACUGAAUGAGUUACACUUUCGGAAACAAAUGCCAAGGAAACUGGAAAGGCCAUUUGGCACGAUUUUGAUGUUGGUCGCAGCCCUUGGAGCACUUUACUCAAAUGACAACAGAUUAUCAAUCCCAGGAAGAGAAAAUCUAAAGUUUCUUCAAGGUUAUUAUUAUUAUAAUAUAGCGGUAGAAAAAAUGCCAAAUUAUAUGAAAGCUUCUGCCGGUUUGGAGGACAUUCAAGCUCUUAUCCUGUUACAGAUGUACGUUCAACGAGGUGUCCAUACGAAAAGCUCGACCAUGAUUAAUGGCCUGACCAUUCUACUGUCACAAAAUAUCGGUUUACAUUAUAAGUUUAUGAAUCCUAAUCACGACGACAUCAUAGAAAAAGAAGCUCGAAAACGUGCUUGGUGGAUUCUUUAUAUUAUUGACCGAUCGAACACAGCAUGUUUUGGCAGAUCUUUACUCAUUAAGGAUGAUGAAAUGCACUUGGAUCAUGUCGAGGUCACUAGUAAAGACCCUUCGGAUAGCAUAGCCAGCAUAAAGUAUAUGAACGAUAUAAUAAAAAUUUGCCAAAUUCAUGGUCAAAUUAGUCACAAAUUGUAUAAGUUUAGGAAGAGCAAUGUAGGAGAAAAUGCUAUUCUCAAAAUGAACGACAUCGCUACGUUGAACGCGAAGAUAAACGAUUGGAUUAAUAAUGUCUCCAUUAAUGAUGAGGACAUCAAGGAUGAUACGACAUACCAAUUUCGUGCCAAUAUCAAGCUAGCGUUCUAUAACGCGCAGUUGAUUCUCUAUCGACCCUUUAUGCCUUGUCCUAAACUGAAACUUCCAACCUCCAAUUUUCAAACGGCCAGCUUAGCAAUAUGCUCUAAUGCGUCAAGAUCGAUUAUCUGCAUUUAUAGUGAUCUCGUACUAAAUAGAAAAGUUGACCGCAUCUGGGCUGAUUGUAUUAUUUCUUGGUGUCCUUUCUGGGCGACGCUAAUCAUGAUACUAAGCUAUUGUGAGAGUAGAAGGAUGGGAAACAUAAGAUAUCAAGAUCUCGAUUACAUAAAAACAGGUAUACUGACGCUAAGGGGCGUUGAAAGUAAGAACGUUUUGUACGGACGAGCUGUGGACAUUUUAUUACCCAUUGUGAAAGCUAUUUUACCACCAGGCGACAUCUUCAUUGAAGACCAACAGCUAAUAUCUUUCAAUACAGAGUUCCACAGUACUGUAACCGCUAACAUUAUACAACUACCACAAGAUAAUACCAAUGUUGUUGAGCAGAAUGAUAGUUUCUUCAGGGAUAUGCUUGAUUAUCUCAAGUCUGACUCAUCGAAUAGUGUUUACAGUAACAAUAAUUUCAUGAUAACUCCCGAACAUGAGAAUGAUUUGAAUAUGAUGAUAAAUUCAAUGCUGGAUGGUGAUGCAGUAUAAGGAAGAGAGGAUUAGGAUCAUCAUUUUUUACGCAUAUGAUCCAUACACCCUGCACACAAAGAAUUCCAUACUUAUAUUAAUUGUAUAAUAUGCAUGUCAAAU